AGACCACGCCCGCCUUAUGACGGGAGAGCGAAAACGGGAAAAGAUGGCGGCCCAACAAGACGUUGAAAUGCAGGAAGCUGCUAACACCAAGGAAGGGUUCUACCGCGUGGAGCUGGCCAAGACGGCAUGGGAGGUUCCGAGCCGCUACCAAGACCUCAGCCCAAUCGGCACGGGCGCCUACGGAACCGUCUGUGCAGCAUACGACACGGAGAAGAGCGUGAAGGUGGCCGUGAAGAAGCUGGUUCGUCCGUUCCAGACGGUGAUCCACGCCAAACGGACUUACAGGGAGUUGAAGUAUCUGCAACAUAUGAAACACGAGAAUGUUGUGGGCCUUCUGGAUGUCUUCACUCCAGCCACGUCUCAGGACAAUUUCCAGGAGCUGUACCUAGUCACCCACCUCAUGGGUGCCGACCUGAACAACAUCAUACGCCAACAGGCGCUCACUGACGACCAUGUUCAAUUUCUCAUCUACCAGAUCCUCAGGGGCCUCAAGUACGUCCAUUCAGCUGGCAUCGUCCAUAGGGACUUGAAACCAAGCAAUGUAGCAGUGAACGAAGAUUGUGAGCUGAGAAUUCUUGAUUUCGGGUUGGCCAGAGCAACGGACAACGAAAUGACAGGCUACGUUGCCACGCGCUACUGGAGAGCACCCGAGAUCAUGCUAAAUUGGAUGCACUACAACAAUCAAGUUGACAUCUGGUCGGUUGGCUGCAUCAUGGCAGAACUGCUGACGGGGCAGGUUCUGUUUCCCGGCAACGACCACAUUGACCAGUUGAACAGGAUUCUGCGGGUGUGCGGAACACCCGACAGAGAGUUUCUGAAGAAGAUCACCAGUGACACGGCGGUGACCUACAUCCAGUCGAUGCAGACAUACCCCAGGAAGGACUUUACAGAGUUCUUUCAAGGAGCCAACCCACUGGCAGUGGAUGUGCUGGACAAGAUGCUCGCCAUCGACCCAGACAAGAGGAUCACUGCCGCAGAAGCCCUCUCCCACCCCUACUUCGCCACCUACGCCGACCCCGAUGAUGAGCCUGAGUCUGAAUCUUAUGAUGAUGCAUUUGAGGGGCUGAAUCUGACAGCAGAAGAAUGGAGAAAGAAAGUGUAUCAGACGAUAGAGACCUUUGUCCCUGACCCCUCCCUCUACACCCAGGGCCAAUGAACUACAGCUAUAAUUAUACUGUAUUAUACACUCUGAACACAUUUUUACUGUUUAGUUAUCGUUCUGUUUGCACCUUUUCUUGUGUAUGUGAUGAAUACAUGAUCCAAAUUUCCAACAAUUAUCUUUAUCAUUACAACUUUCCAGAAUUACAUAUUGGGUCACAGCUGUGAUAUUUAUUAGUGGGUGUGGCAGUGGGCGGGGCUAGUGGUGUGGAAGAGGUGGUGGAGGAAGUGGAAGGUGUCACCGUGUGAGGUGAGCGAGGAGGGGAGGGAGGGAGGAGGGAGAAGAGAGAGGACAGCAGACAGCAGGUGUUGCUCCAAAUGAGGCAGCUCUUCUUCCUGGUUGGGAAGGGAGGGAGGGAGGGAGGGGAGAAUGAAGAAAGAAGAGAGAAGGAAGAGUAAGGAAAGAGAGUGUCAUGUCAAAAUGUCAACAAAAACACACCUCAUUGGCGACCCUGCCCAGAGCUUUAGACAGUUCCUUCACUCCAUCAGCCAGCUUUUCCUUCAUGCUGGCCUGGACUUGCUGGUUCUUUUCAACCUGCUUCCUCUGACGGGACGGCGAUCGGGAAAUGGGACGUCCAGCUAACCGAUUGUCCAAGAGGCCUUGUGCAGCUCCGGACAGCUGUCUCCAUGUGUGUCUCAACUGGUCCAGGUCACCUGAUCUGACGCUCACAGCAAACACCUCGACUGCUGGUGUAACUGGUGGACCUGACUGAGGUGGGGGCUUCACUGCCUUCCUAUUGAAGCCAAACAGACCCAGGAUGAUGUCAUCCUUUUGGUCACGUGAUCCGCUUGUGACAUCAUCGAGGUCGUGUGAUUUGGACGUGACUUCAUCCAGGACAGCUGUUUCGGCUCUGUCAGCUGAAUCGGUUGCAUAUUUUUCUCCUGAAUCGUUUCUUGACUUGUUCAGAAGAAGACCGGCUCGUCUAUCAGAAGAGAUGUGGAGUGCAAGAUGAGAAUUUGGUUGAGGUCUGUGCCACACGACAGUCAUUUCUCCCUCGCUGGCUCCCAGGUGUUGGUGGAGCUGUGGUUUGGCACUCGGUGGAGGUGCGGUGGGGAGGAGUGAGGGAGGGAGUGAGGGGAGGGAGCAGGAGGAGGAGAAUACCGGGAGACGGUACUGCAGAAACGACGCCACGGCCUGGUACUGGGAGUGGAGUGAAGGGGUGAGGGUGUGAAUGUUGGGUAGCUGGGAGUUGGGUGAGGGGGUGAGGGUUUGAGGCCAGAAGCAGCGAGUGAGGAGGGAGUAGGCGUAUGAGACCAUCUGAAACCAGGUAAUCUUAGUAGCCGGGACCGGCUGAGCUCUGGGGAGCAGUAGUUCAGCUGGCGGCGCCUCAGAUGAAGAGAGAAGGCAAGAGAGAGUGGAGUCCUCUCCUCCAUGACAGAGUUCCGUGAGGGCAAACUCCGGUAGAUCACCGAGAGCCUUGUCCGAGAGUGGCUUGGACAGUUCGGGGUGGUGCAGCUGUGAGGUAAGACCCUGGAGGCAUUCCUUGGCCUGGAGAGAUCGCCGGGCUGUCUUGACGGCACACCAUGCAUUGUAUGUCUCUUUCCUGGUCAGGUCUGGUAGAGAUCUGACUCUCCUUGUCUCUGUCCCCUCCCUGGUGGAUCGAGACGGACUCGUCUUCUUUGCAAGGCCGGAGACACUGCGAGAGAUCUUGGGUUUGAUUGUGGGCGGG
This is a messenger RNA of Geodia barretti, 2828 nucleotides long. Lineage: Eukaryota; Metazoa; Porifera; Demospongiae; Tetractinellida; Geodiidae. The record is from the annotation of a GenBank genome assembly.